CAGGAAGGGGAGUCCAACAUCCUAAGAACAUUUGGAACAUUUCUGCUGAUUCUCAAGGGCUAGGAAGGCACCCACAACAGAUUUCAGAAGUUGGAAAGGCUUCUGGGUAAGUUUGGACAGGAUAGUCAAAGAAUAGAAGAUUCCGUGCUGAUUGGAUGCUCCGAACAGCAAGAAGCAUGGUUUGCUCUGGAUCUAGGUCUAAAUAGCUCCUCUUCCAUAAAUGGGAUAGUGUGUGGCUAGUGCAAAUGUUCUUACUGCCCUGAAGAGGAUCUUGAGAAACACUGUGCACUAAUGUUUCCCAAAUUUGCCUGAAUAUAAGAAUCUCCUGGUGCUUGUUUAAAAAAAAUAAAGAUUUCUGGGCCUCACUCAUCUCCUACUCAGAAUUUCCAGGUAGGGGCUUGAGAACCUGUAAAUUUUUUAUUCUCCCUAGUUGAGUCUUAUUAGGUGAGCUUGGGAAACACUGUUCUAACAGGAUAUACUUGAGAGGGUCCCCGAGGCAAAGUCUGACAUUUGUUUCAUUUCGUUCUCUUCUCCAAUUUUUCAGCUUCCUUGCAGAAACCUGAAGUGGAGAAAGAGCUCACAGGGUCUUUCACUGAGCUGAGGAAGGCUCUCUAUCAGCUGAAUGUGAAGGAUGCCUCCUUGUUAUCCACGGCUCAAGCUCUUCUCCGCUGGCAUGACACUCAUCAGUUCUGCAGCAGAAGUGGGCAGCCCACCAAGAAGAACAUGGCUGGCAGCAAGCGUGUGUGCUCUUCCAAUCAGAUCAUCUAUUAUCCACAGAUGGCUCCUGUGGUGAUCACUCUGGUGUCAGAUGGAACUCGAUGCCUGCUUGCCCGCCAAAGUUUCUUUCCCAAGGGAAUGUAUUCUGCCUUGGCAGGUUUUUGUGAUAUAGGUGAAAGUCUGGAAGAGACUGUCCGGCGAGAAGUUGCAGAAGAGGUGGGAUUGGAGGUGGAAAGGCUGCACUACUCUGCAUCCCAGCACUGGCCCUUUCCUAAUAGCUCACUCAUGAUUGCUUGUCAUGCAACGGUGAAACCAGGGCAGACAGAGAUCCGGUUGAACUUGAGAGAACUAGAAGCAGCUGCCUGGUUCAGGCACGAUGAGGUGGCCAUAGCCCUGAGGAGAAACAACCCAUACACUCAGCAACAGAAUGGGGCUUUCCCAUUCUGGUUGCCCCCAAAGUUCGCUAUUGCCCACCAACUGAUUAAGGAGUGGGUGGAAAAACCAAUCCGUUUUACCCUGCCUGUUUAGCUCAGAUUGGGUCACCUGAUCAGGUAAACACCUCCUCACUGUCUCAGGGGAACAUCAAAUAUCAGCUGAUAAAGAGGAGGUGACAAAAGGCCAUAUCCAGGACAAUCUCAUAAGGCAGAGCAGGUGAAGAGCUUACAGCGAGACAUCACUACCAGCAGUGUUCAUGAAGAAGUCCCUACUCACAGGCAAUCAAAAAUGCCAAAACUGACAAGAUGACAGUUGUCAAAAUCAAAGGGAAGGCUAAAGCAUUAGUUUGGAUAUAGGCUCUUGUUCACUCAUUUUCUCCUGUGCUUUGGAAGCAAACAUCUUUUGGCAUGUGACUUAUUAAUGCCGGGUUUAUACUAACUGCCAAAAUGUGCCUGGUAUAAUUUUAGUUAAAACUUUUAUGUUGGUAUCAAAAAAUAUAUAGCAAAUCUCAACAGACUGAGUUACUUUUUAAUCCUCAUAGAAUUUUUUAAAAUAGCACAACAUAACACUUUUGAAUUCAUGUAACUAUUUUGUAGACGGUAGUUAAAUAAAGGUCAUAUUUCUUUAAGUCAUCCUAAUGGUUGAGGAAAGUGGGAGUUCAGGUCUUCCUCAAGGUAUUCUGUAAUAAAUCAGAUGCAGUGAUGUUCUGUUGAGGUAACUGCAUCCUAGUGGGGCUCAAAACAGUUAAGUCUUUUUUGCUGUUAUUUGCUCAGUUUGUGAACCAAGGAAGAGAUUACCCCUUGCCAUGUCUGUUUUCCUAAAUGUAAAAUGGUUGAUGCCAUUUGCACACCCAGUAAGUGCUGUAACUUCAAAGAAGGGAUCAGUGAAGAUGAACCAUUUCUUGAGUUUUAUGGGAUAAACUAAAUUUAGGAUUUCUCAUCAGUUAUACAUGCCAUUCUAUACCUUGUCAUAAGGGACAAGCACUUACCUGGAGAGAAUGAAAUAAAUGUCUGUACCUUU
Messenger RNA from Camelus dromedarius (Arabian camel), 2172 nucleotides. RefSeq names its product nudix hydrolase 13 (gene NUDT13). The transcript is spliced from 7 exons. Lineage: Eukaryota; Metazoa; Chordata; Mammalia; Artiodactyla; Camelidae. Bases 724 to 1245 code for a protein of 173 amino acids. The record is from RefSeq and is a predicted model, not a curated record. Gene Ontology annotation, molecular function: hydrolase activity; metal ion binding.